CCUCGUGAAAACGAACACGCCUUAUGGCAUGCUUUGUUUUGAGUGAAUAUUUUCUUUUUAACGUCAAGCGAUAUGGACGAGAACGCAUUAACGUGAGCGCAUAUUAUUCUUACAUAUUCACUUCAUUGAUACUUUUUCGCUUUGUUUUAUCCAGCCAGCUGUGAGCGUGCUUGGUCGGUCAUGUCCAGAUGUUGAUAUCAAACAGAUUGAUAAUCCACGGGAUUAAAUGUUCAUAUGAAGUACUGUAUACAGUACUAGCGUCAUCCUGCUCGCUAUGAAACGCGUUCUUUUCUUUUUGGCGUCUUUACUGCUGGCGGAGGGUUCAAGGAGAUUCAUUAGAGAUGUCCUGGACGACGAGUACGACCAGCUCAGCUCAAUGCUGUCAGACUUUGAUGUCCUUCAGCUGUCCGGUCUUGAACAACAUUCAGUUCACAAGAGAGAUGUCCAGUUGCAUACACAUGCAGAGAGGCUUCUCAGUUUUACUGCAUUACAGAGGCAUUUUAAAUUGUACCUGACAACCAACACAGAGCUUUUCACCCAUGACUUUAAUGCUGUGGUUAUAAAGGAGGAUGGCACGGAGGAGACGUUUGAGGUCCAAAGAGAAAACUUCUUCACUGGUCAUGUCAUUGGAGAGGUGAAUUCUCGUGUACAGGCACAUAUCGGUGACAAGGAUUUCUCUGCUCAUAUCCUAACCGAUGAAGCGGAAUAUAACAUCGAGCCUCUAUGGAGGUUUAUUCAAGACCCUCGGGAUGGUCGGCUGCUCAUAUAUCGUUCAGAAGACAUCAGGAACGUGACCCGACUGGCGGCUCCUAAAGUGUGCGGCUACGUCAACGCAAAUGCCAGCGAGGUGAUGCCAGAGAGUGUGCGGGGAGCCAUUACGCUAUAUGAAGAUUAUGAGGAAGAUGUGCACUUGAGAGAGAGAAGACAAACCUUGGACCAUAGCAAAAACACAUGCCCUCUGCUACUCGUGGCAGACUAUCGCUUUUUUAAACACAUGGGCCGUAAGGAGGAGAGCACCACCCUGAACUAUCUGAUUGAGCUGAUUGAUCGUGUGGAUGACAUUUACCGGAAUACAUCAUGGGAUGAGGAAUAUAAAGGUUAUGGAGUUCAGAUUCAGCAGAUUAUAAUUAAUAGAGCACCCACUCGAGUAGAGCCGGGAGAUGCACACUUUAACAUGAAAGGGACGCCUGUGAAGAACAAAGAUGUUUGGGAUGUCAAGAAGCUGCUGGAGCAAUUUAGUAUCGACAUGGCAGACAACGCAUCAAAGGUGUGCUUGGCUCAUCUAUUCACAUACCAGGAUUUUGAUGAAGGCACAUUAGGCCUGGCCUACGUGGCUCCAAUUAGGUCUGGUUUUCCUGGUGGUCUUUGCUCUGAGAAGUGCCCUCCUUCCGGAAAUGAAAACCGGGUUGUAUACCUGAACACUGGACUAACCAGCACCAAAAAUUAUGGAAAAACCAUUCUAACCAAGGAAGCAGACCUGGUCACCACUCAUGAGCUCGGUCACAACUUUGGUGCAGUGCACGACACCGAUGAGUGCGCGCCCGGAGAGGACCAGGGGGGAAAAUACGUCAUGUACCCCAUCGCUGUGAGCGGCGACCACUACAAUAAUAAAUUGUUUUCAAACUGUAGUAAGAUCGCCAUAGCGAAGAGGCUGAGGUCCAAGGCCUCCACCUGCUUCAGAGAGAGGAACAUUAAUGUGUGCGGAAACUCUCGGGUGGAGGAAGGGGAGGAAUGCGAUCCUGGACUGCUUUACCUCAACAAUGACGCCUGCUGCACCGCAACCUGCAAGCUGCGGCCCACGGCCGUGUGCAGUGACAGAAACAGCGCAUGCUGCAAAAACUGCAAGUUUGAGAAGCGUGGCAAGGUGUGUCAGGAGCCAAUGGAAGCCACGUGCAAGGGCAGAUCUUACUGCACAGGAUUUAGCAGUGAAUGCCCUCCUCCAGAGAACCUCCCUAAUAAGACCGUGUGUGUAGACAGUGGCCAAUGUAUGAAUGGAGAAUGUAUCCCAUUCUGUGAAGCUGUAAUGAACCUGCAGUCAUGCGCUUGCAAUGAGACAAAAAAUUCUUGUAAGGUGUGCUGUAGGGAUAAGAGCACUGUGUGUUCUCCUUAUGUUGAUGAGAAGGGCAACCCGUUGUUUCUUCGCAAAGGCAAACCAUGUACUGUGGGCUUUUGUAAUGAAGAAGGCAAAUGCAUGAAACAAGUUCAGGAUGUUAUUGAGAGAUUGUGGGAUUUCAUUGAGAAGCUUGACAUUAAUACUUUUGGGAAGUUUUUGGCUGAUAACAUUGUCGGCUCAGUUGUGGUCUUCUCACUUCUCUUCUGGAUCCCUCUCAGUAUUCUGGUCCACUGUGUGGAUAAGAAACUUGACCAGCAGUAUGAAUUGAACACAAAGUCACUCUUUUACCCCAGUAACGCCGAGCUGCUGAGCAGUCUGGAUUUAGCCUCAGUGAGGAUCUUCAAGCCACCUACUUCCCCGGGCAUCUCCGCAAUGCCACGGUUUCAUGCAUCCGUCCCUCUGCAGACCAGCACUUCACCUGUCUCCCUCUCCCAGGUGGCACCGGCACCUUCGCUUGGUCCUCCUUCCGCCACAGAUCACCAUCGCAUGGCUACUAUCCAAGAAGAUCCCAGCUACGAUUCCCACCUUGAUGAACAAGCACUGGUAGCGGACUUUCCUACCUCCGGCUCUGCCUCUCGCUCGUUUGAUGACCUGACGGAAAACAGGGAAAAUGCAAUGUCCUUCAUGGUGAGGAGAUUUCCACGGACUAACAGUAAGGAGACUGAAUGUUGAGCUAUGGAUUGUAUAAAAUGAUACAGAAAGAAAUGAAUGGGAAAGAGGAAUGUGAGUGUAUGAAUGAAGAGUUAGAGUAUAUAAUUGGGAAUGCUCAAAGCUGAGCAGAACAAGCACUGCAUGUAAGCAUUGGGAGUUUAUUAUGUGCUUACAAUUUCAGUAUUGAAAAUUCCCAGCGUGCAGUAUGUUUUAAGAACGCUGGAUUUUUAUAAAGCAACAAAAAACUAGCUAUUUAGUUUGUUAAUCUUGUAUUACACACACACACACACACACAAGCACACACAGGAUCUGAAAAGGGUUAUUUACAUGUAAAAGUCCAGCAAUAUUUGUUAAAAGGCUUAAAGUCAAAAAUGUCCCUAUUUAUUUUCUUAGUGCUUGGUCUUGUUGUUCGGAUUAAUCCAUGAAUUUAUUUUUUAUGUUAUUGAUUUCUUAAUCAAAUUGUCACAUUGUCCUCUUCCUGUUAUAUGACUGUCUUCUCUCUGCUGACACAUUCAAUGUCACUGUGCAUUUAAAGGAGUAGUCCACUUUAUAGAUGGGGCCCAUUGACUUACCAUAGUAUUUUUUUCCUACUAUAAAAAGUCAAUGGACCCCAUCUUUAAAGUGGACUACUCCUUUAAGUCAAUUGCAUUAAGCUCUGCCUGCAUUCUGCUGUGCAACACAAACUUUAUCCAGUUCUGUCCUUUAUUUUUAGUUUCUCAUUUAAUAGGCAUUCUCACUUUGUAUGUACAAUUCGACAUACAGAAGAUGGUAAACAUUUUCAUUUUAAGCUGACAACCCAGUACUUCGAUGUUUACGGGUCUUUUUUGCUAGAGGGAUUGAGCAGAUACAUGCUCAUAGAUCUUGAAACCUGUUAUAAUUUCCACGUAUAUGCUCUGACAUUCACCAGCAAAUGUUUUAUAUCCUCUGUAGACCAUCACUUUGAGCUCUUUAUAUGGUUUGCAAAGACAAUCGCACUUAUUUGGAGAGGCAUUUGAUAUUAUUAGAUUUUAGUAGUUUAGUUUAGCUUAAGCACUUUUGUUUGUACUGUGCUUAAAUGUCGGUGUGUACCUGUUACUUACGUGUUGUACCAGCAGUUAUUGAAAGUAUUGCUGGUGUACAUGAUACAAUUUUAUACUCUUUUGUAAACACCAAAGUCAUUUUUUAAAGGGACACUCCACAUUUUUAGAAAAUAUGCUAAUUUUCUCAUCUCCCAUAGAGUUAAAGCAACACCAAAUAUUUUUUUACCUUAAAAUAACGUUUCCAAAAAAGUUUCAGUUGUUCAUCCACUCGAAACAGGGUGAACGGCACUUUCACAUUCGCUUUGCAGCCCUCUAUCGGCCAAAACCGCACUAAAGAAGUUUCCAACCGUUGGGUAGCGGUCCUGUAGUUCGAGUGAAAACUACAAAAACUUGCUUUACGACAGACCUACAAUCCAAUCAGAGCCAGCUAUGCUGCAGUAUUUACGACAGUGGUAAUGAACAAUUACGCUUCUAACCUGUAGGGGGAGCAAAGAGCAAAAACUCUUUGGUGUUGCUUUAAACAUUUGAUUCUUACCGUUUUGGAAUCCAUUCAGCUGAUUUCCGGGUCUGGCACUUUUAGCAUAGUUUAGCACAAUCCAUUGAAUCUGAUUAGACCAUUAGCAUUGCGCUAAAAAAAUAACCAAACAGUUUCGAUAUUUCUCCUAUUUAAAACUUGACUCUUCUGUAGUUACAUCGUGUUCUAAGACCAACGGAAAAGCCAUGUUACAGCAGGAAAGUUUUAAAUAGGAAAAAUACCGAAACUCUUUGGUUAUUUUUAGCGCAAGGCUCCAGACUGCCACUCGCACAUGUGCGACCAGUAAAUUUGACCUUUUUUUGUGAUGUGACACUGAAUUUAAAACAGCACAUUGUACUUUCUCCAUCUAUCAUUAAAGUAUUUAUAAGUAAUACAGUGGAAAUUAUUAGAAAUGUGAAUAUUUGGUUAACAUGUUGAUUUACAGUGUGUGCCCCAACAUUUUCUGAUUGCGCCCUUAAAAUUUUCGUUUGGGGCCAGUGAAAAAAGUUAGUCUGGAGCCCUGUAGCGCAAUGCUAAUGGUCUAAUCAGAUUCAAUGGAUUAUGCUAAGCUAUGCUAAAAGUGGUAGCGCCAGACCCGGAGUACAGCUGAAUGGAUUCCAAAACGGUAAAAAUCAAAUGUUAAACUCUAGGGGAGCUGGAAAAUUUGCAUAUUUUCAAAAAAAGUGAAGUGUCCCUUUAACUUAAGAGACAAUCGAUUUUAUCUCAUCCUUGUGUGCAUUAUGAUGUUUAUGACUGUAUGCAAAAAUUUGUAUUUUACAGCUGCUCCUGAAAGAAUGUGUAUUGAUAUUGAACAUCGUGCUGAAUUGUAACCAAAGUGCCUUUGUUUUUGUUCAAAUUGUCAUUUUUUCCCCACGUGUUCUGUAAAGUAAUAUUUUACAGUAAGGCUCAAAAAGGGACUAACGGUGUCUAUUGUAUGUGGCCAAAUACUCAUCCUCUUUGUAUUGUAUCCAUCUGUGUAACCAUUGGGAAUAUAUGAAGAGUUGAGAUGCAAAAACCGACAUCUACGAGAUAAUGAAAUUGACAGGUGCAGACGGUUUCACUGGCAACAAUAUAAACAAAGGUUUUUUGUGGACCGCAUUUAAGUUCCGUUAUACUUUCACAUAGAAUCAGUAACAACAGAGCGCUUCUAGAGUAGACGAUUUCUGUUAACAAGCCAAAUAAAUAACCAGUAAGAGUUCAUAUCUUAGCUAAAGCAUAUUAGCAUUACACUGAGCUUAUGUUACUGUGCAAAAUAAAUGUUUACAAUGUAGAUCCUUGAAAUCUUGCCUGGCUGCCAAAUCCACACAGUAUGAUCCAUGCUCAUGGUCUCUACUCAUAUUUUGGAACCAAAACAUUUUUAUUUUAAAAAGGAUUUUUUCCUGGAGGUCAGUUUAGCCAGACCGAUAAACAAGCACAGACCAGAAGUUAACUUCGGGCCAGAAGCGCAACCACGGCAAAGGAUGUGCAUCCGAUGAAACAGUCGAUAUUUUUGAAUUUUUAUUUACUCGGUUAAAGGAGGUUUACAGCAUAUUUAAGGAUAUUGACCAAAUAUUUGAGCAUUUUUAAUCUUGAUUCAGAAAACACAGUGAAGAGUGACUGGAGACUUUUUAAAAGUGGACUUAAAGGGUUUUGCAGUGAAAGUCAGUGAAAUUUGUUUAAUAUCAAUGAAUAACUAAA
Molecule: messenger RNA, 5974 nt
Organism: Paramisgurnus dabryanus
Lineage: Eukaryota; Metazoa; Chordata; Actinopteri; Cypriniformes; Cobitidae
Source: RefSeq, a predicted model, not a curated record